Molecule: messenger RNA, 2100 nt
Organism: Spinacia oleracea (spinach)
Lineage: Eukaryota; Viridiplantae; Streptophyta; Magnoliopsida; Caryophyllales; Amaranthaceae
Exons: 1
Coding region: 1-2100 (699 amino acids)
Source: RefSeq, a predicted model, not a curated record
AUGUAUCAUAACCUAACACUUGAUGCUCGAGAUCUCUUGCACAGAAGGCGCCUCGAACAAGCCAGAGAAGCCAUCAGGAAUGAUAGGAUCACCCGAGGUCUAUCCCCCUCUAGUGCUAAGACUACGGCCUCCGCACGAGACCACCCCACUCCUUCAAGACAAGUCAGACCGAUCGAGGUCAGCUCUCGAAGGACAUCUCUCAAGAGGCACUCACCUUCUCCUAUAAGGAGAUGUCACUCACCCUCUAGCCGGGCUAGAGGCCGUUCCCCCAGGACAAGGGUUUCACCCCUCGAUCAACAGCCAGGGGCUCAUUCAUCUUCUCAUCACCCAAGGCAUCACUCACCCUCAAGAAUAGGAAGGAUCCCUCCACGCCGUGAGAGAACAUACUCGCCUCUCCCAGAGAGUAGAGGUAGGCAUACCUCCCCAAGAGGAAGAUGUGACUCCCCUCCACCAAGAACUGAUAGGCACAGACAUACCUCGUCAUUGCAAGAGGCUCUCACUUCCUUCUCCCAAGAAAUAAUGAACACCCCCCGCCGAGACAAAGUGAAGGUCCCUACCAUCGAGCCUUUCGAUGGAACUACGAAUCCAGAAGAACACAUGGCCGCCUAUGCGGCUCAAAUGAACGUUCAGACUGGAUGCGGAGCUACUUGGUGCAGGUACUUUCCCACCACCUUGAAGGGUCUUUCCCUUAUAUGGUUCAACAAGCACGUACCAAAGGGAAGCAUCAAGAGCUACAGUGAACUUGAAAAGGUUUUCAUCAGCCAAUUCGCGGCGGGUCGGAGGCACCAAAGGACAAGUGUCAACUUAAUGGCAGUCAGACAGGGAGAGACGGAGACCCUUCGCAAUUAUAUUAAGAGAUUCAAUGAAGAAGUCCUAAAGAUACACAAUCUCAAGGACGAAACCAAGUUCGCAGCCCUCUUGGCAGGUCUUCAGCCAGAGGACUUCAAGUUUGAAUUGGUCAAGUCCGGGGUGUCCAACCUCGAGGAAGCAAUGGAGAAGGCCCAAAUGCACAUUCAAGCCACAGAUAUUUGUAAGAUCAAUUGGGGUGGUGAGAGUGGAACAAGGGAAAAACAAAAGCCAAGACCUAACGGCAGCCACGACCAAACUCAGCCCUCCCUCAAAAAGUCGGUUAUGGUUGAUGACCAUGGUGAGGAUCCGAGGUACAACCGCAAUAGGCGGGAGAUUUACCUUGAUCUCAAAGGAAAAGACAUCCUCCCUAAGCCACCUGCAAUCCAUACGCCCGAAGCAAAGAGAGACAAGUCACUUUGGUGUGAGUUUCACCACGAGUGCGGGCACACCACAAAGAACUGUAGGGAGCUGAAAAAGGCACUGGAUCACUUGGCUGACAAGGGCAAGCUGAAUAUUUACUUAAGGAAGAAUCCCUCAAAAGCAAAAGCCAAAGAAAAGGAGUCUCUUAGUGAUGAUACGGGAGACUACAUUAGAGUGAUAGCCGGAGGCUUGGCAACAGGCGGGUCUGUGAGCAAGGCGAAGGAUAGCUUGUGGGCACUGGAACAUCAAGUCCUAAAAGUGGCAUCGGCUUCUCAAACAGCCCCGGUGAUGACAUUUGGUGGGAACACUAGUCAUCCAAUUCAAGAGUCCCAUGACGAUGCGCUGGUCAUCGAGAUGAAAGUCGCUAACUCAACGGUAGGGCGAGUGUUAGUGGAUAGUGGAUCAUCCGCCGACAUCAUUACUCUAAAGUGUCUAGAAGGGCUCAAGUAUUCCAAAGAUGAUCUGAAAACCAUCUCCCAGCCACUCAUUGGAUUUGGAGGUCAAGGCGUCCAUCCUCAAGGCACCAUCAAGCUACCUAUCAGGUUGGGUCCUAAAAACAAGGGAAGACGGUUGUUGGUAGACUUUCUUGUCGUGGACAUCUCCCUGCCAUACAACAUCAUCUUUGGCCGACCUCUACUAAGCAAAAUAAAAGCCGCAAUCUCGGUGUACCAACUUCUCAUGCAGUUUGAGUUGGAAGAUGGCUCCAUGGGAAAAAUCUUUGGGGAUCAACAAGUGGGCAGGCGAUGCUAUGUUAACAGCCUCAAGAGAGGGACAAGUACCCCCCAGCCACUGGCCAAGAAAGCCAAGCCAGAAGGGACUCAAAAUUCCUGA